AUGGUGAUCUCAACGUACCAGGUGAAGCGCAUGGUGGUGUCGACCUACCAGGCCGCCAGUGGCGCGGGCGCGGCCGCCAUGGCGGAGCUCGAGCUGCAGACCAAGGAGGUAAGCGCGUGGGGCAAGGGGAGUUGGGGAUGGGGCAAGUGGGACAGGCAGGCGGGCAUUGGGUGGGCAGUGAUUGGGGGAAGGGACACGGGGAAAGAGAAGGGCGAUCAGGUGCUGGAUGAUGGCAAGACCACCACCACCAUGCCAUUUCCCCGUGCUAUUGCCCCGUGUCCACAUACCACCUUACAUCAUACCCCUCCCUCCGUGCGCUGCCCUGUCCCUGCCGUGUGUCUGUCGUACGCGUUCAACCUGUUCUCGCACAACUCGCCCAUGACGGCCAAUGGGUACAACGAGGAGGAGAUGAAAAUGGUCAAGGAGACGCGCAAGAUCUGGAGCGACCCCUCAGUGGCCGUCGCUGCAACACUCAUCAUCCGCGUGCCGGUGUUGCCUGCUGUCUCGCUCAAAAGGAGCGACCCCUCAGUGGCCGUGACAGCCACGUGCAUCCGCGUGCCCGUGAUGCGCGCCCAUGCAGAGAGCAUCAACCUCACACUGGAGGAGCCGCUGUCCGAGAGUCACCUGGCAGGUGUGAUGCGCGCCCAUGCAGAGAGCAUCAACCUCACACUGGAGGAGCCGCUGUCCGAGGUGGAGGCGAAGGAGAUUCUGAGCGGUGCAGAGGGGUUGUAUCUCAUUGACGACCGUGACACCAACACCUUCCCCACGCCACUUGAUGCAGCCCCUCUCUGUUUCCCCAUCCCAUCCCCAUGUCCCCCCCACUCAUGCUGCCCUUCUGUGUUCUCCUAUUCCCCAUCCCCACGUGCUGCCCGCCAGGUAUCCAACAAGGAUGACGUGGCGGUGGGCCGCAUCCGGCAGGACAUCUCGCAACCAGACAACAAGGGGCUGGACCUAUUUGUGUGUGGCGACCAGAUCCGCAAGGGAGCGGCCCUCAACGCCGUGCAGAUUGCCGAGCUGCUCGUCAAGAAGGCCGGUGCUGCGUGA
Molecule: messenger RNA, 1044 nt
Organism: Closterium sp. NIES-65
Lineage: Eukaryota; Viridiplantae; Streptophyta; Zygnematophyceae; Desmidiales; Closteriaceae
Source: the annotation of a GenBank genome assembly